AUGGUACGUGCAUAUGUCUUCACCCCCUUUGCUAUGAAGCCCCUAAUAGCCCCUAAAGAUCUGGACCCCUGUCAGUCACAGGCCCUUAGAAUCUUCCUAACCCCCCCCCCCCCCCCCCCCCCCCCCACACUGAUGGGACUGUGCUGCCUAGUGGGCCUCCCUGCAAAUAUCGCUGUCGUGGUGGUCAUUCUGCGCCAGGUAAAAAUAGAUAAUGUCACCCUGAAACUGAUGCUGAAUCUGGCUUGUUCUGACAUCCUGUGUCUGGCCUCCCUCCCUGUGUGGAUCUAUUCCCUCCUGUGUGGUUGGAAUCUUGGCCGUGGGCUUUGUAAGUUCUUCUCCUUCAUGGUCUAUUGCAGCCUAUACAUCAAUAUCAUGACUGUAACUAUGAUGAGUGUGCAGCGCUACGUGUCGGUUCUGUACCCCCACCAGUGGGCCAGGCUGGGAAGGAGAGGUGAGAAGAUAUUGCUACCUGCACUAUGGGGACUUGCAUGCAUCCUAACUGGGCCUGCUGUUGCAACAAGGAAUACAGUGGUUACUGGUUCUCGUCUAAGUUGUCAAAGACACACUGAAUCGGACUGGGAAAUAGUGGCUGUUCUUUUACUUGAGACUUUGGUGGGUUUUGUUCUGGGUUCCAUUCUGGUCACCUUUUAUUUCUUACUUCACAAGCGAGUGAACCAGACAGCCCUCUUCAGCACCCAAAGGAUGACCAGAUUGGUCACUGGAAUUACUGUGACCUUCAUCAUUCUCUGGGUUCCUGUUCAUGUUGUUAACAUUGUGGACAUCUCAGCCACCUUACUGAAGUAUUCACACCCUGUUACAUCUGCUAAACUGAAGACCUUUGGGAAGUUGACAGGGGACUUUGCAAAGUGCCUUACAUUUGUUAACAGUUGUGUGGACCCCUUUCUGUAUGCGUUUGCCUUUCAGAGAAUUUGGCAGAGAAGACCAGCUAAGCGGGAGAAAGCAGACCCUGCUAUUCAGAUCUGUGUGUGAUAAUUCUGUCAAUCAUUUAUGCUUUUUUGUGAUUGUUAUAUUUUUAUUUUAUUUGAGGUGUGCAUUUAAAUCAGAGUGAGGGGGGCACCACGGCUUUGAAGCAAAGAGGUUACCUAUAUUGGGAUAACGUUUAAAAUGUUAACACUGUCAAAAAAUGGCUUCAUCAUGAUUUGCCAAAGACCAACAAUGUUGGUAAAAGCAGAAACAGAAUGAAAUUUUAAAAAAAUUAUCACUAAUCAGCUUGAAGCAAUCUUCAAUGUCUCCUUUCAAACCAUGCAAAGUUGGUCAGUACUCAAAUGCAUCAAGGCAACAUAGUAACUGCAAAAUUGAAAGCAAAAUUAUCAACUCGCUUUGCAGGAAGUGGGAGAUAAGAGUAGGUGAGAACUUUCUUGUCAGUAUCUGCAGCAUGACUGUCACGCCCUGACCAUAGAGAGCCCUUGGUUCUUUAUGGUGUAGUAGGUCAGGGCGUGACUAGAGGGUGUUCUAGUUCAAUAUUUCUAUGUUGGUGUUUUGUAUGGUUCCCAAUUAGAGGCAGCUGGUAAUCGUUGCCUCUAAUUGUGGAUCAUAUUUAG
Messenger RNA from Salvelinus fontinalis (brook trout), 1562 nucleotides. Its product is annotated as type-2 angiotensin II receptor-like. The record is from RefSeq and is a predicted model, not a curated record. Gene Ontology annotation, molecular function: G protein-coupled receptor activity. Lineage: Eukaryota; Metazoa; Chordata; Actinopteri; Salmoniformes; Salmonidae. Gene Ontology annotation, cellular component: membrane. The transcript has 2 exons. Gene Ontology annotation, biological process: G protein-coupled receptor signaling pathway; immune response. Bases 1 to 990 code for a protein of 329 amino acids.